Molecule: messenger RNA, 1951 nt
Organism: Nerophis lumbriciformis (worm pipefish)
Lineage: Eukaryota; Metazoa; Chordata; Actinopteri; Syngnathiformes; Syngnathidae
Gene: clu
Product: clusterin
Cellular component (GO): nucleus
Molecular function (GO): misfolded protein binding
Source: RefSeq, a predicted model, not a curated record
ACAGUGUGUUGCCAGUUUGAUGAGUCAUGAGUUUUGCAUGUCCCAGAUAUCUGCUGCUGUAUAAAUAAGCGUCGCAGCAAGAUGCGAAGCAGCUUCAGACGGUCUGGAGUGUCAGGACACACUUUGAGGUUUUUCUGAUCAUUACCUGCUGGCCUUUGAAGCGUCAGAGAGGAUGCUAAUGAUGAUGAUGAUGAAAAUAAAGAAGGGGUCCAAGUUGCUGGCUGUGGUUGCGCUUUUCCUGGCCUCGGUCCACUGCAUCCUACCACCGACUAAAGAAGAUCUGCAACAAAUCUCACGUCGAGGAGAGAAGUACCUGGAUGUUCAGAUUGAAAAUGCCAUCAAUGGCGUCAAGGAGAUGAAGACCUUGAUGCAGCAAUCGUCAGAGGACCAUAAGAGGGUUUUGGAUGAGCUGGAGAAAACUAAAAAGCAGAAAGAGGAGGCCAUGGUGGCUGCUCAAAAGAUGGAGGCCAAGCUGGAUGAAGAGGAGCAGGUUUGUAACGACACCAUGAAGGCUCUAUGGGAGGAAUGUAAGCCUUGUCUGAAGAGAAACUGCGUCAAGUACUACUCCCGCACGUGCAGCAGUGGAUCCGGAAUGGUGGGCCGCCAGUUGGAAGAGCUGCUGAACCGAACGUCUCCCUUCUCCAUUUGGAUCAACGGGGAGAGGAUUGACACACUUGAGCAGGAAGGCCAACGUCAGAACAAAGAGUUCAAGGACCUGGAAGACAAAUACUCCGAGAUGGCUGACGGCGUGGACGGCAUAUUUUCCGACAGUAUGAAGGUGGCUGACCACGUGCACUCCAACCCUCACACAUUCAUUUUGCCCAAUUUCUUCCCAUCUCGCUGGCGUAGAAGCAUUCACGCCCUCUUCCACGAGUCUUUCCCCAGCUUCCAGGGAUUGUUUUCCCCCAUGAUGAACAUCGGCAGGAACAACUUCGGCUCUUUCGGCUCCUUCGGCUCCAUGAUGGACUUUGACACAGACGCCCCUGUUGACGAGGAUGGCAAAGUGAAUGAAGACGUGGUCAUCACCAAACCUUUCGGAGACGGUAUGAUGACCUGCAGGGAGAUUCGCCGCAACUCGGCCGGCUGCCUCAAGUUCCGUGACGAGUGUGAGAAAUGCAAGGAGAUUGAACAUAUUGAUUGUUCUGGAAAGAAACCCCUGGAAGGCCCCCUGAAGGAGGAACUUGAGAAUGCCCUGGCCAUGGCCGAGCGAUUCACCCAGCACUAUAACGGCCUCUUAAAGCGAUUUGAAGAUCACAUGUUCAACACAUCCUCCAUCAUGGACCUGCUCAACAGGCAGUUUGGAUGGGUGUCAUCUCUGGUCAACAACACCAACUCCAAGGACGACAUCUUCCAAGUUGAGACGGUGAACAGCAGGGCCCCCGUACAAAAGCCCGGUGAAGAUCUUGAGCAGCCUGACACCAGCGUGUCUGUCAAACUCUUCAACUCGCCACCCAUUAAAUUUAACGUGCCGGGCGACAUCCCUUGGAAUGACCCCAAGUUCUCUGAGGUGGUAGCCCGGGAGGCUUUGGACCGCUACAAGGAAACCACUGUCAUUGCCAAAUAAAGGUGGAUUUGUGCACGAUUCUGCUCGAUCUAAACACACCUGAAAAUGAUGCACAUCUCGCUGCAGCUCACCAUCCGCUGUAUGUCCUCUCACGUCCUGCUUCUACCAAGUUUAACAUCAAAAGGCGCAUUUAGAUAUUGUCCUGCUGGAAGAGAAAAUAUUUAGUAGAGAAUUGUCUGCAGCAACUUUAAGCUGACAUGGCUAGUAUACACUACAAGUAGACCUGCUUGACUUACAACACGAAUGCCAGUUUGUUGUAAUAGUCUUGCAAACACUGACAGAUUUAGAGGAAGGCAAUUAUUAACUGUUCUGUAUUGCUUUGCCCACCUUUGAGAUACACCUUAGCAAUAAUAAAGCACUGCAGAGAAUAAAACAUUCCUAAAACCA